AUGGGCCCGGAGCAGGAACGCGGGCGAGUCAUGGUGGACGCCAUACGUCCCGAUGAUUAUGGAGACGGCACAGCGGCGGCUCCCAGAGCGGCGGGUAGCGACCUGCCAUGCGACGGACUGGAGCGGCUUGCCGCGACGGUGCCGGCGCCAGGUCUGAGCCUGCGGCCACAGACGGCUGGGACAGAAAAGAUUAAGGACUGCCUGUCAUGGCUGCGCCACUUUGUCGCCCUGCUUAUCAGUGAUGGUGUGCUUGGAACUGAGGCGCUUGUAAAUUUAGACGAGGCGCCUCUGUACUGA
Molecule: messenger RNA, 297 nt
Organism: Sporothrix brasiliensis 5110
Lineage: Eukaryota; Fungi; Ascomycota; Sordariomycetes; Ophiostomatales; Ophiostomataceae
Exons: 2
Coding region: 1-297 (98 amino acids)
Source: RefSeq, a predicted model, not a curated record